AAAUCGGUGCGCAAUCAUUAGUCUGAAAGUCACCAUAUAUGAAACGUUUGAAGUUACCAUAAAACUUACGUCAAAGAAUGAUUUACAGAAAGCAAUGAUGAUUGAUGAAGUAGCAGACGCUGUGCUUUGUGAGUGCCGAGUGCAUGUUCUAGUGCGCACUUUCGGAUAACUUGGCUCAACAUUUGCUUUGCACCAUAUUCGCCAGUGAUGAAAUCACCAAGGUCGUAUAGGAACUUCGUCUGUUUGCGAACCUUGUGUUACCACUGUGCUCGUUCAUUAAGCCCCCAAAUCAUUAAUAAGAACUCGUGAGCAGCCGCACGCAGCGCAUGGCGACCUUGUAAACAAAACAGUCGUAGAUGCACGGCAGUGUGCCUCAAAAUUUAUGCAAGCAAUGACGCUCUGCUUUUGUUCUAUAGUUCGUCCAUUAUUUCGAUCGAGAUGUCUUUCAUCGCAAGCCUACCAGACAAAACUGCGCACAAUUACUUGGAACGACGUUUCGCAAGCCCUCCGGCCUUUCUACUUCAUCGUUCACCCAGACUUAUUUUGGAAGCAUCCACGAGAGAAACAGAAAAAUGAAGAUUCUUUGAAGCAGCUCAACGCUUACUUAGAAGGUUUAAUAAAGGCGCCGUCGACGUCGACUCGGGUUUUGAACGUGAAUUUUUAUCUCAGAGAGCCGGACCGGGCGAAAGACCCCGACGCACCUUUUCGUAAUGUCCGAAUACGUCUAAGUAGUGCGGACCCCCACUCGUCUGUCUAUGAAGUUCUCAAAAUGUGUGGUCUUUCGACCGAGGGCUUGGCGCCUCCGAAGGAAGCACCCGCGGAAAACCAACUGAGAAAGGACGUAGAGGACAUGGGUGAGGACGCCAGCAAAUAUAACAGACGGGCUCGUGGUGAUUUCUCUUGGAUUGUCAUGGAACAACAGAUGCAACGUGAAGAGGACCUCUACCUCGAGCAAUUUCUGGAGUCAAACGUACAGAAUGCUCACGAGCUUCGACUCAAGUCUGCUCCCUUGCAUUCGGAAGCCAGACGUCUUGCUGAAGAUCUGAUGGCAUCACUGUCUCUGUCUGGUCUUCGCUGGGAGGGUGGCUGGGGUGCUGCGCACCACCGAGGUUGUCUGGAGAGCUUCCGCCUACUAGUUGAGCAGUAUCCUGAGGCCGCUCAGGCAGUCCGAGGUCGUGCUGUCGUGUUUGGGCGUACUACCGGAAUUACGCUGGAUGGACAUGUAGCACUCAGUAUGGAAGACGUCAGACACAACUGGCUGUCUUUCCUCCGAUCAGCUCAUCGCUACACCCGCUAUGUGGCCUGCGUUCCGCAAGCUGAAAGGGACCUGUCACUGGCACUAAGAGGAAUAUGUGUAGAUCAUCGGCGUUUUAAGCCUGCUGUCACAGCCGAGAAGUACAUUCAGCAGCUUAGCAAGCUUACCACAGCACUGCACAGAUACAAGUGGGAACACGGUGGAUCCUUCACAAACCUACCGCGCGACCUGAGCUCUUACAAGCUGGGAGUGGAGUGCGAAGCGGGACCCCUGAUGUUGUCCCCCACGGGGCAGUUCCUCACCCCUGCGUCCUGUCCGCCUCGCAUCCUGCUCAAGUUCCUCUUGGACAAUAUUGAAGAAGCAACACAGCGGCGAGCACGGCAUGUAGGCUUCCGCCGUGCUGAAGUGGGACUCCUGGACCGUUGUCGCUGGAAGCUCGGACUCUCUGGGCUCUCUCGGGACGACAGUGUCACGCCAGAGUUGGUGGUCCAGUGCUGUGGAAGGCUGUUGGCCGAUGCCGACCGCUGGUGGCCGCUGUUACAGGGUUGCCAUCUUCACGUGUCUCAUUACUACUCUGUCUUGCAGGAUGGAAUAGUUUGCAUUCCGUGGGAUUGGAAAAACGAAAAAUCAAGCACGGAGGAUCAGCCUUAGUGGAAAAAGAGGCUUCGCGGUUCAGGAAAACGGAUUGGAAGUGUCUUGAUGGCCUUACAGACAAUCAAUCAGAGUUGGUGGUGGUGGUGUGCUCGCUUUCUGAAAAUCCGCUUCAAGCUACCGGGCAACGUCUUGCGAAGGGUGGAAUGAACACGCAACCAUUAUUCUAUUUCACACCGUACCUUCUACACGUGCCACUCGCCAUUCGACAGGCGCCGGUGAGGAGGAACGUAAAACGCAGAGCAGAUUGGGCCUUGCAAAGCACCACCCGUUCGCCUACGAAGAGGCGGCCCAGACAGCGCAAUUUGCUUGAAGAUCGAGUGCAUAGUGGCAGACGGGUAGAUCAAGACUGUUUCUUUCCCGGGCACGUCUGCAAAUACUGGUAAUACUGAGUUUUAGUAUAACGUGCGCUCUCGCCUUUUUGUACGUAAGGGAUAGCUUUGGUGGUUCUGCGCACAAGCAACAAUAAAGAGAGCUUCGCGCAGUGCGCAGAAUCAUCACGCUAUUCCUUACGUACGCAAAGGCGACAGCGUGCGAUGCACUAAAUUUCAGUAAUGACACCUGCCAGUCAUUCCUAUACUUGAUCUUGUACAUUGUGCUGCUUGGGAGAUGCUAAGAGGCGUGCAUUUGCAGAUAUUUCCAGAACGAAAAAAAAAAAGAAGGGAUGGAAAAAUAAAUAACUCUGUUUCAAUACCAUUUCCAGAAGCCACCGUCUUGACGACAUGCGUUUUAUGUUAUCUGAUAAAAGAUUAAUCCGACGGUAUACACUCCUGUCUCCCUUCAGCCUGCUUAUGACGCAGGAUGUGUCUUUACUAUUUCGAGGUGACUGAUAAGCUCAGUGCAGUGGCUCGUGCUUGCGAAGAAAAGAGCAGAGGCGAGACAGGACCAGAGAAGACCAAUAACGUAAUAGCGAAAGACAGUGGAGGGAUUUCCUCCGUAGCUUUUGCCCUGUUUCAUUUGGUGUGGUGCGAAAGACUGACAAUACGGUGGUGAAGCAAAUAGGAUUUUGUGCGUGACACUUGUUCUGUUGUGCGAGUUCCGUGACGCGUUGUGUGAUAGAGCUCAGUGUGCUGUUUUGAAUAAGCAGGGACGUCGUCGGGCCAUUACAGAUUUAAACGUCUGCAGAAGUGACCUCGUCGUGUGUUAGUGCUAAUGGAUGCAGUGGACUGCAUCGAUUAGUGGACCCCAUGUGUGACACCAUCUGAAGCACCUCUAUACAGCAAGGGCCUUCCUAAGUCUAACGGAUUUGGAGGAUGCCAUGUUGUGAAAGGCACCUUUUCACGAGGCGCCGGCCGUCCCAGAAGAGGUCGUUUCUGGAGGUCAAUAUGACCUCGAAAACCGACAGAGCAUCCCCCUCGCGACAACACCAAUAAUGAGGAUAGACACGACGUUUUCAAAUGGUUACACUGCGGUACCGAGCACAACCACACCAUGCUUUCAGUACCAUAAUUAUAACAGGAAAAAGUAGGUAGGACGUCCGAAGUCCAUGCACUCGGAACGCUUCGCGCGUUCUCUUAUCCUCACUAUUUGGGCGAUCGACGCGACACCUACA
Messenger RNA from Ornithodoros turicata, 3458 nucleotides. Its product is annotated as T-cell activation inhibitor, mitochondrial-like. NCBI's taxonomy places the organism in Eukaryota, Metazoa, Arthropoda, Arachnida, Ixodida, Argasidae. The coding region runs from base 383 to 1906 and encodes 507 amino acids. The transcript is spliced from 9 exons. Gene Ontology annotation, cellular component: mitochondrion. The record is from RefSeq and is a predicted model, not a curated record.